GCUCCUGAAGGUGAUAUGUCUCAUUUGCGAUUGGUGGACCUGAAUAGCUUCUCUCAGAGUGAGGGAAGCCUGCUACGCUGGUCCCCAAUGUCCAGCUACCCUGAUAUGUACAGUGGUCCCCAGCAACUGAUUCAAAGAUGUGUAAUUGUACAGAAAGACGAGAAGGGAUAUGGACUCACGGUCACCGGCGACAACCCCGUGUUUAUCCAGAGUGUCAAAGAUCAUGGGGCUGCAUACAAAGCAGGAGUACAGACUGGGGAUAGGAUAAUUAAGGUAAGUCUUAACCCUUUGUCACCUGGGACCUAGCGGUAUCUAUCCUAGGCCAGUGAGAGAGAAAAUCUGGUGGUCUGUGGCUUAAUGUCAGCCUGUCAUGGACUAUAGAGGGCACUUUUUUACAUUGAUUAUAGAGUGUCUCUAUGAAGUUAAAAAACACAAGUCAUAAUUUGAAUGCUGUUUUGUUUUUGCUAUUAAUGGCAAACUUUUGGUAAGGAAACUUGCUCAAGAUCUGCGGGAGGAUUUCUUAGCAGAUGGCAUUGUACGGACUAUUCAAAAUUGAUUCUGGAUGCUGAGAUACAUUGAUAGCCAUCCUGUAGGGUAAUGUGUAUGGA
This is a messenger RNA of Lytechinus variegatus (green sea urchin), 608 nucleotides long. Its product is annotated as rho guanine nucleotide exchange factor 12-like. The transcript has 4 exons. The coding region runs from base 16 to 306 and encodes 96 amino acids. Lineage: Eukaryota; Metazoa; Echinodermata; Echinoidea; Temnopleuroida; Toxopneustidae. Gene Ontology annotation, molecular function: guanyl-nucleotide exchange factor activity; G protein-coupled receptor binding. Gene Ontology annotation, cellular component: cytoplasm. The record is from RefSeq and is a predicted model, not a curated record. Gene Ontology annotation, biological process: G protein-coupled receptor signaling pathway.